Molecule: messenger RNA, 1965 nt
Organism: Mangifera indica (mango)
Lineage: Eukaryota; Viridiplantae; Streptophyta; Magnoliopsida; Sapindales; Anacardiaceae
Product: probable WRKY transcription factor 31
Exons: 5
Coding region: 86-1786 (566 amino acids)
Biological process (GO): regulation of DNA-templated transcription
Molecular function (GO): sequence-specific DNA binding; DNA-binding transcription factor activity
Source: RefSeq, a predicted model, not a curated record
UCCCACACAGUCUUCAAGUUCUUCUUUCUUCUCUCUUCUCCUCUGUAUAUUUUCUUUCUAUAUUUCUUAUUUUUCACCUUGGUUUAUGGACAACAAAGGAUGGGCUCUUACUCUUGAUUCUGAUCCUGUCACUAAUUUCUUCACUAACAUUAACAAGAACAAGAGCUCUUCAUCAGUGGCUGGUGGUGGUUCUUUCUCGUCGGUGAGGAUGUUUCAGUUAGGUGGUCGCGCUCCUCCGUCCCCGCAGUCUGAUAAUGAUAACCGGGUGGCAAUCGAUGAGGUUGACUUCUUUAAUGAAAAUAAGAACCUGGUCGUUGAAGAUGAUCGUGAUGAUAAUGAUAAGGAUAAUAAACAGGUCGUUUGUGUUGGUGUCAAGAAGGAGAAAUCCAACGAGGACGUAGAUCGUUUCAGGACUGGUUUCGAUGUAAAUACUGGGUUGCAUCUUCUGACUGCUAACACGGGAAGUGAUCAAUCGACGGUCGAUGACGGGGCUUCAUCUGAUACGGAAGAUAAACGAUCUAAAACUGAGUUGGCACAAUUGCAAGGAGAGCUACAGCAUAUGAAUGCAGAAAACCAGAGGCUGAAAGACAUGCUUAGUCAAGUUACAAAGGAUUACAAUGCCCUGCGGAUGCAUCUUGUUGCACUAAUGCAACAACAAAAUCAAAGAGCAGCAAACAGUCCAAAACAUCAGGCAAUUGAAGAAGAUAAAAGGCAUGAAGUGAUGGUUCCGAGGCAGUUUCUGGAUCUGGGUCCUUCUGGGACAGCUGAGACAAACGAGCCCUUUUCUAAUUCUUCAUCAGAAGAAAGGACUCCAAGCAAUAUCGAGGUGGCAUCUAAAACCAAUGGAAAAGGUGAGAUGGUUUCAUUUGAUCAAGAACAUUCCAAAAUAAUCGAUAGAGAAGAAAGCCCAGAAGCUGAAGCUCAAGGUUGGGGUCCUAACAAAAUUCAGAAAUUAAACUCUUCAUCCUCCACUGAAGCCACCAUGAGAAAAGCCCGUGUCUCAGUCCGUGCUCGCUCAGAAGCUCCCAUGAUCACUGAUGGAUGCCAAUGGCGAAAAUACGGACAAAAAAUGGCUAAAGGAAACCCAUGUCCUCGAGCUUAUUAUCGUUGCACCAUGGCAGUCGGCUGCCCAGUUCGUAAACAAGUGCAACGUUGCGCAGAAGAUAGGACGGUCUUGAUAACAACUUAUGAGGGGAAUCAUAAUCAUCCUUUGCCUCCAGCUGCAGUGGCUAUGGCAUCAACCACAACGGCAGCUGCCGACAUGUUACUUUCAGGUUCAAUGUCAAGUGCAGAUGGGAUAAUGAAUCCUAAUUUGUUAGCCAGGGCUAUUCUUCCAUGUUCAUCAAGCAUGGCAACGAUUUCAGCCUCGGCUCCAUUUCCAACAGUGACACUAGACUUGACACACUCGCUAAAUCCUGCACAAUUCCAAAGACCUCCAGGGCAGUCACAAAGCUUCGGCUCAGUUUCAGCCCCUCAGUUGCCUCAGGUUUUCGGUCAAGGACUUUACAACCAAUCAAAAUUCUCAGGUCUUCAGUUAUCAUCUCAAGAAUUGGGGCCCCCAACAUUGCCCCAACAGUCCUCCUCACAGGCUGACACUGUGACCGCCACAACCGCCGCUAUCACAGCCAAUCCCAACUUCACGGCAGCUGUUGCAGCCGCGAUCACCUCCAUAAUAGGCCGUGGUCAAUAUCCAUAUAGUAAUAGUAACAGCAACAGCAACAACCCCAACAAUAACAACAAUUCCACAAGCAACAGCAAUAAAAUGGGAAGCUUCUCAGGAAAUUAAAUUUGGGAGGACAGCCGGGCCUUGCUCAUUUUAUUUUUUAUUUCUUUCCGGAUAAGAACGAGAUUACAUGUUCAUACACUUAGUUUUUAUUUUCUUUUUAUGUGAAGGGGAAAGGGAUGUAAAAUUUAUUUUGUCAAAAGAUAAUAAAAUUGACCAUCCAACUACAAUCUUUAGAUUUA